Molecule: messenger RNA, 902 nt
Organism: Cladocopium goreaui
Lineage: Eukaryota; Dinophyceae; Suessiales; Symbiodiniaceae
Source: the annotation of a GenBank genome assembly
AUGCUUGCGCCUUUAGCGGCAGUUCGACAGCCUGAAACGGAGGUUGAGGAUGUGCCCUUGGACGACGACAGCGCCAGCGAAGGCAACUCACCCCCGCGCGCUGCACCUGCGAGUGCACCGCAACCUGAAAGCAGUGAGGCUCCGCAGCGUGUGUGGGCCUCCAAGGGCAUCACUGGCCUGCUGGAGAACGUAGGUGGUCGCCGGGUGGAAGAGCAAGUUCAGCACAAUACCGUUCUUCUGAACGUGUAUGAUGUCAGUGACAGUGAUGUCAUCCAGAGGGUGAAUCGCAUCUUCACGGCUGAUGACAAUGUCCUUGCUGGAGGAGUCUUUCAUGCUGGCGUCGAGGUCUACGGGAAAGAAUGGUGCUACGGUGCCACUGUGCCUGGCCGCAGUGGAGUGGGCGCAGUGAAACCACGCCUCCACCCCCAGCAUAGGUAUCGAGCUACUGUUCACAUGGGCAACACUGAGAAAUCACCUGAGGAGGUGAAUCGAAUCUUGGUGUGUAUGGCAUCCGAAUGGCCUGGAAGUGAGUAUGAUCUGAUUCAUCACAACUGUCUUACCUUUUGCAAUGUACUCCUUGGCGAGUUGGGCUUGCGACGCAUCCCUGGGUGGGUCGACAGAGCUGCAAGGGCAGCCAGCCAGGUAGACAAUGUGGUGAAGGCGGUCAGGAGCAUCAGUGCUGACGAGGUCUCUUCGCAGGCGGAGGAAACCCUUCAAACGCUCAGGCGCGAUUCCCUCGCCGCCCUCGAGGCGGCCAAAGGCGGGACGCAAAAGUUCCUGGAGCGUGCGCAGGAGCAAGCUCAGCAGCCUCUCUCAGAGGUAUCGGAGAUCGGUGCCAAAGCCACGGAAUUGGCGGGCCGAGCUCAAGAGCAACUGCAGUCUGUUGGUGCCAGCCUGUGGCA